This is a messenger RNA of Symbiodinium necroappetens, 678 nucleotides long. Lineage: Eukaryota; Dinophyceae; Suessiales; Symbiodiniaceae. The record is from the annotation of a GenBank genome assembly.
AUGGCUUCGACGAGCUUUUUCGAUGAGGUGUCCCUCAGCAUUCGAGAGGGAGUGGCGGUGCUGACUUUGCUGGGAGAGUCUGGAACUUUACCAUGGGGGACCUCUCGACAAGAACACCGAUUCAACCCUGUGAUGCUGCGAGCCAUGACUGUCGCACUCGAUGCUGUCGAGGGAGAUGUGCUUGUCGUCACCAACAAGGGAAGCUUGGCCAGCAGCAAGUUUUGGUCCAACGGAAUGGACUUGAACUACCUGGACAAGCACCCAGACGAGGCGGCGAACCUCUUGAAGCAAACGGAUCGGCUGAUCGCAAGGAUCUGCUGUUUUCCACGGCCGACUGUAGCAGCCAUCCGGGGCCACUGGUGCGCGACCGGUGGAAUGAUGGGUUUGGCCUUCGAUUUCCGGCUCAUGUCCCGGGACGCAGGAUUCUUUUUCAUCCCAGCUGUGGACCUGGGCCUGGUCUUCUCCCCGUUUCAGACACAGCUCAUGAAGGCUAAGCUUCCUCGCAGCAUGCAUCGGGACGUGCUCCUCUUCAAUUCCAGGCGUUGGACUGGUUUGGAGCUGCUGGCAGCCGGGCUCGUGGAUGAGGCGGUGGUCGGCUACGAGGUCCUGCGGCUUGCCCGGACCACCCUAAAUCAGGAGUAUGGCAAGGAUCCUGCCGUUCUGGUCCAAAGACGUUAG